AUGGGGAGAUUAAAUGAAGUGACAUGGGUAACCGAUAAAUGUAAACGUAAUACUGAUGAUGAUGAUGAUGAUGAUGAUGAUGAUGAUGAUGAUGAUGAUGAUGAUGAUGAUGAUGAUGAUGAUGAUGAUGAUGAUGAUGAUGAUGAUGAUGAUGAUGAUGAUGAUGAUGAUGAUGAUGAUGAUGAUGAUGAUGAUGAUGAUGAUGAUGAUGAUGAUGAUGAUGAUGAUGAUGAUGAUGAUGAUGAUGAUGAUGAUGAUGAAGAUGAAUUUGUUUUCAUCGAAGUUGACGAUAAUGUUCCCACUGAUGAUCAAAGCCGGAAUUCAUGA
Heterobilharzia americana is the source of this 327-nucleotide messenger RNA. The record is from the annotation of a GenBank genome assembly. Lineage: Eukaryota; Metazoa; Platyhelminthes; Trematoda; Strigeidida; Schistosomatidae.